UCGUGCGUUCUUUUCAUGCUAAGAUUAAUGUUGUACUUGGAACAUAGAUUUAGAAGUCUUGAAUUGAAUGUGUGGAUAAAAUUUGGUAAAAAGUUUUAUAAUGUGAUGUAUUUAAAUCCUCAAAAAUGAAUUUAAGGGCUGGAAACAUGGGAUUAGAGUGAGUAGGGCCUAGUUUAACUGAAUUACUUUAGCUCAUGUUUUGCAUCAGCAAAAUACAGUAUAGUAAGAAAGCACUUCGUAGGCCACGCACGAGUUGGCUGGGUUUUCCAUUGGCACAUGCCAGCUGACACCAAAAACUGGUCUCCUUAUCCUAUUCUCAAAUAUGGGAUUUAAUUAUCCGAUAAACAGAUAUUGGGCUUGGGAUGAGGUCGGUUGAAAAACGACAACGUUUUGCAUUCUUCUAAGUGGGGAAGAAAUUGGUGGCUGGCUGGCACUGUGCCGGGGUGCCUCAUUCCUGGCUGCUUGAAAGUAUUUUUGGCGUCGGUUUUGGCUUUUCAGAGCGAAGCAGUGGCUACUGCCUCAGAAAAACCCCACCGAAGAAAAGAAAAGCAUAAAAAAUGUUAAAUAGUGAAAUUACGAGUAUGACCCAGAAUGUCGCCACACUCCCUCCUACAAAAGACAGAACAAAAGCCUGUUCGAUUUCUUCCAGUGCCCCUCGAGAGCGAAGGACUCUUUCCCGCCAAAACAGCUCCCCCACCCUCCCUUUUAUUACUGUGCAUUUCACACUCCCAACAUCCACACUUCACUGAGGUCAAUCCCCCUACAGAGAGAAAUAGAGAGACAGAGAGAGAUGAAGGGCACUUCUAAGGUAAUAAUGGGGGCAACCCUGGUAAUGGCAAUUACCCUUAUCAUUGUAAUGGGCUUGGUCUUGGUUUUGAUCGCCGAGCUUUACUGUUCCCUCUUGUUUCGCCGCCGCCAACUCCGAACCGCCGCUGCCACCGCCAGCGCCACCAGUGCUCAUCCCUCACAAUCCCUGAACCAGUCAGCUGCUGCUGCUCCUCCUCUGGGUAGCUUCUACGCUCAGGGAGUUCUUAACGCCCCGAGAAAUUUCCUCUUCCCUUCAGUUUCUACCAAAGAUGAUCAAAAAGCGGAAUUAAAGCGGCAGCACUCUCAAAUCCUUCAAAUCCUCGAAGCCCAAACUCAGGAAUCGACCACUGCCCCCUAUCGAGUGGGCCUGGUUUCAUCCCCAAUUCAACAAGUUCCAGUACUUCAAGGUAGUGCCAGUAGUCGCAGCAGUACUGCUGGCUGCGACGAUGUUAAUGGAGCUCGUUCCACCGGAGAACAUUUCGUAUGCAUAUCGAAUCCCAUUUACGACAACAUUGCUGGCCAGCCGAGCAGGGAAGGUACUCCGUUCGAGACGCCGGACACGUCUCCUUCUCGUUUGGAGAUGGGGGUUUCUUCUGGCGAGGACAAGAGUGGGCAGAGGUCCCUGGCCAGUCCCUCGUCGGAGCUGAUUACGACGCCUCCAUUAACCCCGAUGAAGAAGCUCCCGGCAGAUGGUUGUUCGGUGUCAUUAAGGGACGCCCGGUCGCUGGACACUUCGGGGAGUGACUCAAAUAGCAACAAUGGGCUUUCCUCGUCUUCUUCGGGGACGCCAGGCACUUCUCCUUCGUGGUGAAUUCAGCCAUGCACCUCGACGAGCCCGGCCAGAGACAUCUGUAUUUUAUUUUAUUUAUUAUUUUUUUGUUUUUGGGGAAGAGAAGUGGGUACAUAUUUUGUGAAGAUGGUUGGGGAACCCAAGAACUUGUCUCUGCAGGCGUGACCAUCGGCUCGUCCGCCCAAGCCACGCUCAUGCAUGCUAACAGAAGGGUUCGCCCUUCCUGAGCAGUACUUUCCAUCUCUUUCUGGAGUAUUAGAAUAGUUUUUUAUUUUUAAUUAUUGGGUUUUUGUAGUUUUUGUGGGUCUUUUUGGAAAGUUACUUGUUAGAUUCCUAAUGCUGCAUUUUGAGAUUGGGGCUUGGGAGGAUGCAUGUGAACUGUAAAGGGUGGAGUCAAUAACAAGAAGGGAAAAAAAAUCUGUGUUUUUGAGGGACCUCUACCCUGA
Messenger RNA from Malania oleifera, 2043 nucleotides. RefSeq lists its product as uncharacterized. The record is from RefSeq and is a predicted model, not a curated record. Bases 791 to 1618 code for a protein of 275 amino acids. NCBI's taxonomy places the organism in Eukaryota, Viridiplantae, Streptophyta, Magnoliopsida, Santalales, Ximeniaceae. The transcript has a single exon.